Molecule: messenger RNA, 1308 nt
Organism: Sesamum indicum (sesame)
Lineage: Eukaryota; Viridiplantae; Streptophyta; Magnoliopsida; Lamiales; Pedaliaceae
Product: protein YIP4b
Biological process (GO): endoplasmic reticulum to Golgi vesicle-mediated transport
Cellular component (GO): membrane; trans-Golgi network
Source: RefSeq, a predicted model, not a curated record
UAAAGGAUGAAAUAGAAAGGAAUUGGAUUUCCUUUCCGUGAUGCCAAACAGUCCCUAAAUAGACUGUAGUCGUCGAUGCCAUGUCUUAUUUACUUCAUUUCCAAGCGAAAAAUAUAUCUAAAUCUUAUUAAACCCCCACUCUCUCUCCCGCCCUCACCACCGUCACUUCUCCACGCGCCACCACCGCCCCUGAAACCUCAGUUGUCCCCAGAUCCCUAAUUCAGCUGAAACACACACUAAUACACCUCCGGAAACACGCACAAUGUCUUACAGCGACACCAUCCCUCUGCAUCCCAGCUCUCAAUCGGACAUCGACGAGAUCGAGAACCUCAUCAAUUCCAGCCACUCCUCCGUUCUCCCUGCUCGCCCUCCUUCCCCUCCACGCGCCUCCAUCCCCAUCUCCUCUACCCCCCCACCUCCUCCGCCUUCAUCCCCUCCUCCCCCUCCCGCCGUUCACAAACCCACCCCUGUUCCCUCUGUCAUACCAACCGUUCCGGCCGCCGCGGCUCCUAAGCCCCCUACACAUGGAUCCACCAGCGGCAGCGGCAGUAUUGGGGUAACCGGUUUCGGGUCGGCCCCGAAUACACUGACGGAGCCUGUUUGGGAUACCGUCAAGAGGGAUUUGUCGAGGAUUGUCAGCAAUUUGAAGCUGGUUGUUUUCCCCAAUCCUUACAGGGAGGAUCCGGGGAAGGCAUUGAGGGAUUGGGAUCUCUGGGGACCCUUUUUCUUUAUUGUUUUCCUUGGCCUUACUCUCUCAUGGUCUGCUUCCGUUAAGAAGUCCGAAGUUUUUGCUGUUGCAUUUGCGCUGCUCGCAGCAGGUGCUGUAAUUUUGACUUUGAAUGUGUUGCUGCUGGGUGGCCACAUCAUCUUCUUCCAGAGCCUCAGUCUUCUUGGUUACUGUCUAUUCCCUCUGGAUGUUGGUGCCCUGAUUUGCAUGUUAAAAGACAAUGUAAUAAUUAAAGUGGUUGUCGUAGCCGUGACAUUGGCUUGGAGCUCAUGGGCUGCAUACCCCUUCAUGAGUACUGCUGUCAACCCAGGAAGGAAAGCUCUUGCACUCUAUCCCGUCUUACUCAUGUACGUCUCUGUGGGUUUCCUCAUCAUCGCCAUCGACUGAAGAAUCAAUGAUGGUUGUUAUAGUAACACUCGAUCAGCAAAUCAAAAACUAGAAUUCUUUACAGUAGAGUUUCUGAGGAAUUCUGUAAUUGUGAUUGUACGUAAUAUUCUUUCUGUUGUUUGCAACAUCACCCAGUAAAAUUGUUCAACAGAGUUUGGUUAGUCAAAUUAUUAACCUUUGCUUCUUAGAGCUAA